Messenger RNA from Musca domestica (house fly), 3080 nucleotides. RefSeq lists its product as uncharacterized. The coding region runs from base 425 to 2683 and encodes 752 amino acids. The record is from RefSeq and is a predicted model, not a curated record. NCBI's taxonomy places the organism in Eukaryota, Metazoa, Arthropoda, Insecta, Diptera, Muscidae. Gene Ontology annotation, molecular function: protein binding. The transcript has 2 exons.
GGUGACUGACUUGGUAGAGCAAUGAAAAAGCAACGAAAAACGACUUACCUAUCCCUAAUGAAAAUAUUGUAAAAAAAAGUAAAAUUGGCUGCAAACGAACAGCAAAGUAAUAGAAAAUCAAGUGUAAACCACUUGAAUUGUAAAUACAAUAACAAGAAAAGGUGGUAAGUGCAAGAACAAAGCUAGUGGACACCACGAUACGGCCAAUGAAAAGGAGAAGAGACCAAAGAAACCAUACAUACCAGACAACAAGAGUUACAACAAAAACGGCGGCGACAGCGACGACGGGAAAAAUAAAGAGGCGAAAAACAAAGGAAAAAAACUUUGCAGGCCAAUAACGUCGUGCAAGAGGAUAACACAAACCAACAAUAGACGUCAGUCAGCGCCAGCCAGCCAAGAAACUCAACAAGGCUAUUUUAAGAUCAUGGACGAUGAUACAACGACGAAAAUGAAGGUUAAGGAUCAAUGCCAAUGCAGCCAAAACGACAAGGUCAAUCUGGCGACAAUGCAAAAACAAAGUACCAAUGACGAGGACGGUAGCACUAGCAGCAGCGGUGACGACAACAACGUUGCUGAAUCAGUUAAUGAAUCCAACCAAACUGUAAAUGAGAAAGAGCUGGCGGACCGAACUGACGAUGGUAAUUGUUGUGUGGCCAAAGACGAAGAAGAAUACCAUGUAAAUAUGUUGCCCGAUGAAAUGUUGGAAUUUAUAUUAACCUACCUGCCGCCGUACAAGGAUUUGGAAAAUUGCCGAUUGGUGUGUAAACGUUGGAAUGGCAUUGUAAAAAAUUUAAUACGACGCUCCAAAAUCAAUUUGCAUAAGGGAUUGGUGGAUUAUCGCCUAAGCUGGCAAGUGUAUUCCCAACAAACUGCCGCCUCUAUAGAGGCCAAAAAUGGUGGCACGAAUUGUGGUAGUCCCACAACGCCCAUCAUUGCUGGAAGAUUUUCUCAUUCUGCGGUACGUCAUGGAAAUUCAAUGUAUGUAUUUGGUGGCGGCAGUUCUUCAGAUACCACUUUCAAUGAUUUGUGGCGUUUCGAUUUGUCGGAAAUGCGUUGGGAACGUCCAUUGUCCAUGGGCUCAUAUCCGUCACCCAAAGGCAGUGCCUCGAUGGUGUGUUGGCGUGAACAAUUGGUUUUAUUUGGUGGUUGGCGUUACCCUUCGCUGCAUCCGCCAUAUCAGCAGUGGUGUCUGUUCGACGAGCUGCAUUAUUACGAUUUGUUGACCAAUCGUUGGUCUGUGGCCCUCACAAUGACCAGCCCUCCUCCACUGGCUGGUCACUCGGCGAGUGUUCAUGGUGAUAUAAUGGUCAUAUUUGGUGGUUAUCAAAUCAUUGAAGGUGUCAAUUCAAAUUCCAACGAAACCUGGUGUUUGGACCUGGCGGAACAUCGCUGGUGGCAACCCACAUUUUUGGGUACUCUAAAACCACCAGCCCGUUAUGGACAAUUCCAAUUGGUCUUAGAUGAUAAACAUUUGCUGGUGGUAGGAGGUUGUGGUGGGCCGAACAGUGUGUACUCCGAUGCCUGGCUUCUGGAUAUGUCCAGGGAUUUGUGGCAAUGGAAAUCCAUACCGGUGCGUAACAAAAAAUAUGCCGCCUCACAUAUGUGGUGCAAUCCUGCCUGUAAAAUUGAUUCGAAAUUGGUUGUGUUAGGACCCACGCCCAAUAUGCCUCAAGAUUUCCAACUAAUGAAACAAGCUCGAGUGCCAGUGGGCGGUGGUCAUGCUGCCCCACGGCCUGGUGGAGGUUUGGGUCACAAUAAUCAUAAUAACCCCUUGGACAGACACAGACCCAGAGCGAUGUUAGAUGGUGGUGGAGCCGUUAGAAUACCCGCCGUAAAUCACAAUCGUUUGGAAAACCAAAGGAGGCCAGGUGCUGGUCAGGGAAAUAUACCACGUGAUGGUCCCGAUGAUCACUAUUUUGCCCAAAGAAGAGCCAUUCUCAAUCAACACCAGCAAAAUGCCAAUAACAAUAAUUUCGUCAAUAAUCACAACAACAUUCAUAAUUUACAACCCCGCUAUGGUAGUUUAAGAGAUUUGCAUCAGGCUCCCUCACCAGAGGAGAGAAAUCAAAAUCGGCCCUCAACAUCGGCUGGAUCGUCGCCACGCUUUAAUGGCUCUCAUCAGCAUCAAGAUAAUGAGGCCAAUGGCGGAGGCUUAGAUCAGGAGGCGGCAAAUCGUCUGCAACGUAACCUGGCCCUGAGAUGCCGAGAAAACGAGCCUUUACUGCCCAAAAGAUUCGAUGAACUGUACGAGGAUCAAUUCCGCAUGGCUGCCUUUAAUGUACAAAACCGUCCACGAUCCCUUUCGAAGGAUCACAAUGAACGUAUUCGGCGCAUGGAGGAGAAAAUGAAUGCUUUACGCAACUCCAGACGCAGUGCCAUGGUCGAGCAGAAAGUUAUCAAAGAGCCAUCACCCAAAAGGGCAAAACGCAAUGUCUUGUCGUUGUUUGUAUGUGAUCUAUCGAAUGCCUUAUCCGAAACAACAGAACCCUAUAUAGAAUGGUUAGAGUAUAAGAAUUAUGGUGUCAUACCCGGUGCCCCGGAACGACUAAUACUAUCAACAAUGGUACCGGGUCAUGGUGAAUUGAUAUUAUUCGGCGGUGUUCACAAAGAAACACUUAGUGAAAUUACCCAUCAAGUUUCCAAUACUGUACACUUUUUGAGUGCUCCCCGAGAUAUUGUUUAAUUUGUGGACGUGGACGGAUGGAAUUAUUCUACUACUAUUUUAUUAAAUAACCGUUGAUGAUCUCCGUUGAUUUUCCUUCAUUCAUUCGUUUGUUUGUCGUCUUCGAGCGUGGUAUUACUCGAUGAGUGCUAUGGAAGGGGCAAACUUUUUAGCACCGCUUGUUAUUUAUGCACUUUGCUUCAGAAAAAUAAUUGCCAAGUGUUUCGCAAAAGCAAAAAAGAAAACCUGACCUGUCUUAUUUAUAAGUGAGCUAAAUUAAUAUUUUAUUUUUUAGAUUUUACUAAAAUUAUUCUAAUUUUCUAAGGCAAAACAAAAUAUUUUAUUCUCCACAAAGAAACCCAAGAAUUUCAAUUAACAAAAUACAGAGUAUUUGUUAAAAAUUAAAUGGAAAACUUUA